Messenger RNA from Haliotis rufescens (red abalone), 1688 nucleotides. RefSeq names its product adhesion G protein-coupled receptor E1-like. Gene Ontology annotation, cellular component: membrane. Gene Ontology annotation, biological process: G protein-coupled receptor signaling pathway; cell surface receptor signaling pathway. The record is from RefSeq and is a predicted model, not a curated record. The transcript has a single exon. Lineage: Eukaryota; Metazoa; Mollusca; Gastropoda; Lepetellida; Haliotidae. Bases 107 to 1327 code for a protein of 406 amino acids. Gene Ontology annotation, molecular function: G protein-coupled receptor activity.
CCAUGUGCCAUCCUUUGGACUGACAUUGACGUUCAGGACAAACCAAACCUGUUGUCGGGAUACAUUUGAAGAAACUAUAGUGGCGUUAUUGGAGGAUAAUUGGUCGAUGGAGUAUAAUGGUUCGGAGUUUCAGUUUACGCCGUCUAAGGAUAAUUUUUAUACUUAUUCAAAGAGACAGUUAUACAAGAUGCAUCCUCCCUACACCAAUCCACAGAAAGCCGAGAUGUUUGACAUCCUUCCGUUGGAGUAUGUUGAAACGCCCGAAGAUUAUGUUUACUAUCCCUCUGUUUUGCCACAUUGUUCGUAUGUGAACCUCUCUGUGAAUGAAUUUAACUGGAACACUGAUGCGUCUAUCACUCUUCAGUAUGUGGGUAUAACAAUACAGUUCGAUAAAUUCAUUAAAAUGGACGAACAAAAUAUAAUUAUAUGCGUGGACACGAUGAAAGAGUUGUAUUCAAACUACCAAGAUCCAGUCAAACUGGCUGAACAUAUUUUAUCACUAGUCUUCUCCAUUCUGUCCUUAAUCUGUUUGGCCUUGACCUUCAUCACCUACUGCACAUUCCCUUCCCUUCUCACUCUGCCCACGAAGAAUACGAUGUGUCUGGUCGGGUUUCUAUUCUUGGCUCAGUUGCUGCUUCUGUUAAAGGAUGUUGCCAUCCGGAAUGAAACUGCUUGCAAAAUAAUUGGAGUUUUCAUACAUUACUUGUGGCUCACAGUUAUAUUGUGGAUGAACGUCUGUUCCUAUCACAUGUUCCACGUCUUCGUAGUCGAUUCUGCAAAACCGAUCGGUACCCAAAGUCAUCGUAGUCGUCUUCUGAAAUACUCCCUCUAUGCCAAUGGAUUGUCUCUGAUCAUUGUUCUCAUUACCAUAUUUUCAAAUCUCGGCGUUUCGUCGGGAAGCCAUAUCGGCUAUGGUGUAACCACGUGCUACCUGAAUACGUCACUUCUUGUUGGUGUUGCUCUUGUGGCUCCUCUAGGCGUCGUACUCAUCUUGAACAUCAUUUUCUUCAGCGUCAGUGUGUGGACGAUGGCCAAGAUCAACAAAAUGAGCGCAAGUAUUGGGGCUGAGAAGAGUCAGGUACACAUUUACAUUAAAUUAUCCACACUGACAGGGAUCUUUUGGAUCCUGGCAAUCCUCGGUGAUGUUCUCCAGCAGCAAGUCCUCAUCUUCAUCUCCAUCGUCCUGAACGCCAGUCAAGGGACCUUCAUCUUCAUCUCCUAUGUUGCAAAUAAAAGGGUUCUUCAACUUUGGAGAGACAAAAUUAACAAAUACAUACCAACUGCCGACAGUCAAUCUCCUGAUCAAACCAGGAGUACUCAUUUUUGAACAACAAGGCGAAAUGUUCUUUAUUGCAACUGAUUGAGAAUGUAUGUAUAUAUUACAUUGUAGUGAUGUGGUAUUUCAAACUUUCUGGAAUGAAGGAAAACCUGAAGAAGCAUCCGAAUAGAGAUUAAAUUAAUUCAAGAGGACAUGUUGAAACAUGGUGUUACAAUCCAAACUUGGCUAAUGACAUGAACAGAACCUUCUGAAACACGGGUAUAGGAAUUGAGUUCAUAAAAUACGUGGUUCGUUAUACCCGAUCUCGUAUCGUGACAUUGACAUUCGUAGUGCAUAUCCUUGCGUCAUCAGUUUUCGCUCGGAUAAGACACAUGUGCUCAUAAAAUACAAACGCAUAUUAGAACAGUUA